Selaginella moellendorffii is the source of this 943-nucleotide messenger RNA. Its product is annotated as alpha-soluble NSF attachment protein 2. The transcript has 9 exons. Bases 1 to 870 code for a protein of 289 amino acids. Gene Ontology annotation, biological process: intracellular protein transport; SNARE complex disassembly. The record is from RefSeq and is a predicted model, not a curated record. NCBI's taxonomy places the organism in Eukaryota, Viridiplantae, Streptophyta, Lycopodiopsida, Selaginellales, Selaginellaceae. Gene Ontology annotation, cellular component: SNARE complex; vacuolar membrane. Gene Ontology annotation, molecular function: soluble NSF attachment protein activity; syntaxin binding.
AUGGGGGAUUACGAGGAAAAGGCCCAGGAAUACGAGAAGAAGGCCGAGAAGAAGCUCAAGGGCUGGAAUCUCUUGGGUGGCAAGUAUGACGACGCUGCCGAGUAUCUGGAGAAGGCCGCCAAUAACUACAAGCUUGCCAAAUCAUGGGAUAGAGGAGCCGAAUGCUACCUCAGGCUUGCAGAAGUUAGCAUGAAGAUGGAGAGCAAGCCCGAAGCAGCACAAUCUUAUGUGGAAGCUGCGAAAUGCUACAUGAAGAAAAGACCAAAAGAGGCCGUGAAGAUGCUCAAUAUGGCAACCAAGCUUUUCAUGGAGCUUGGAAGAUUGUCCGUGGCGGCCAAGCAUUUCAAGGACAUUGCGGAGAUAUAUGAGAAGCAAGAGGAUUUGGAGUUUGCAGUCCAAUUUUACGAGAGAGCAGCGGAUUUAUACCAGGGCGAGGAGGUGAACACCACAAGCAACCAAUGCAAAUUGAGAAUUGCAGAGCUCUCAGCUCAACUGGAGCAAUAUCCAAGAGCUAUCGAAAUCUUUGAGGCCAUUGCCAAAAGCUCCAUGGAUAACAAUUUGACAAAGUACAGCGUCAAAGGCUACUUGCUCAAUGCGGGGCUGUGUCAAAUGUGUGGUGCUGACCCGAUUGCCGUGAGCAAUGCUCUCGAGAGAUACCAGGACUUGGAUCCAACGUUUCAAGACACACGGGAGUGCAAGUUCCUCAAGGAGCUGGCCGAGACGAUCGAGCAAGAAGAUGCGACCAAGUUCACGGACGCUGUCAAGGAGUAUGACAGCAUUAGCCGGCUGGAUCCAUGGAAAACAACGAUGCUCUUACGUGCAAAGAAAGCGUUGAAAGCAAAAGAGGAAGAGGAAGAAGAGUUAACAUAGAACUAUUUUCCUUGUUAAACAGUUAGGACUUUUUAGCCCUAAUACUUGCUCCAAAGCCAAGGCGCACAUUCAG